AUGCCAAAUAUUUCUGUCAAUGCUCAAUGGCAACAAAAUGGUACCCCUGUGGCUGGAGGAUAUGGACCAGGAAAUGCGACCAAUCAACUCGAUUUCCCACUCGGUCUGUAUGUUGAUGAUGAUCAAACUGUCUAUGUCGCUGAUCAGUUGAAUCAUCGUAUUAUCCAAUGGAAAUCGGGUGAGACGAGUGGUCAAGUGGUUGCCGGUGGAUAUGAAGAAGGAAGUGGAGCUCAUCAGUUUUCAAUGCCAUGCGAUGUGAUUGUCGACAAAGACACCGAUAGUCUCAUCAUCUGCGAUUAUUCGAAUAGAAGAGUGGUUCGAUGGCCUCGUCGAAAUGGGACAAGUGGAGAAACGAUCAUCUCCAGCAUCGAUUGUGCGGGUUUGACAAUGGACGAGAAUGGAUCUCUCUAUGUCACUGACGAGGGAACCUUUUCAGAUGAUACCCUCCGUUUUGAUUCGUUCCCUCGUGAGGGUGAAAAACAUGAAGUGAGACGAUAUCGAAGAGGAGAAUCUCAAGGAACAGUGGUUGCAGGUGGCAAUGGAUGUGGAGAUCGUCUCGAUCAACUCUCUUACCCACGAUACGCAUUCGUCGAUCGAGAUCAUUCAGUGUACGUAUCUGACGGCGGAAAUCAUCGUGUGUUGAAAUUGGUGGAAGGCGCAAAACAAGGCAUUGUCGUGGCUGGUGGUCAAGGAGAAGGAAAUGGUCUCAAACAAUUGUCAUAUCCUGACGCAGUCGUUGUCGAUCAAUUGGGCACUGUCUAUGUGGCUGAUCACGGGAAUAAUCGAAUCAUGCGUUGGCCCCAAGGAGCCACACAGGGAAGUGUUAUUGUUGGUGGAAACGGUGGAGGAGGACAAUCGAGCCAAUUCAAUGGGCCCUUCGGUUUGUCAUUCGAUCGACACGGUAAUCUGUAUGUCGCCGACCACAACAACCACAGAGUACAAAAAUUCAACUUGGAAUCCAACCAUUAAAGAAGAAAAAGAAGAAGGAACCCCUAAAAUACCAAUAAAGACAAAUCAUUUGAAUAAAGACUAAUGCAUGUCAUUCUGAGUGUGUGUAGAGCCGUGUUAAUAUUCGUGAGAAAAGCAAUAAAAUAAAAAAACAAUAAAAAAUUAAACAAAAUAGAGGGCAAGGGAAAAAACAGGGGAGAGAAAAAGGGGGAGAGAGAGAGAGAGAAAAAAGGCAGUUCAAGGGGGUGCAUCAUAAUAUGUCCUGAGGGCAUGGGUGGGUGUGGGUGUGGGUGUGGGUGGGUGUGGGUGUAGGUGUGGGUGUGGGUGUAGGUGUUUGGUGUGGGUGGGUGUGGGUGUGGGUGUGUGGGCGUGGGUGUGGGUGUGGGUGUGGGUGUAGCUAUUGUAUUCAUUCACACCCACACCCACACCCUUAAUGUCAAAAGGCAACAAGGUCUCUACAAAUUCGAUUAUUUUUCAAGAUUUUCUAUGUAUUUAUUCUAAUCAUGAUUUAAAUCUAUGCAACAGCAAAUAAACAGAUUAUGAGACUUUUUUUAAAAAUUUUCCAAAUCGUUUAAGAAUAUACGUUUAUUCUAUAUGGAAGGGUGUGACUACGCAUUUUUAUAUAGAAGUAAACUUUGCUUAAAACUACACUCACCCUUAUUCACAUUGACACCCAAAUCAUCUCGAAAGUAAUAGAUCGUAGAGUUUCUUGUAAUUUAACAAUAAUAAAAUUUUAUUUAUCACUGAAAUUAAAUAAGAAAUUCAAUAAUUUAAUCGUGAUAAUUUACUAAAUAUCAUUAUAGUUAAAAUAUAAAAUUGAAUGAAAAUGAAUUUUUCUAUUUUUAAUUUCUAAUAUUAAUAAUAAAUUAUUUUAUUUUAAAAUAGAUAAUCAAUUACUAAAUUAUUUUCAGAAACAUCUCAUUCUCUAUUCAUUAAAUAUGUUAUAUCAUGGUUAUAGCAACUUUUAUAAUCAUAAAUGCAAUUUUCAAGUUUUUUUCAAAUAAUUAUUUUAAUUAAUUAUAAUUAUCUUUUAUUUAAACAGAUCAAUUAUUUGAUCAUCAUAAACAAUAUGCUAGUAGAACUUUAAUAAUUGGUUACUCUGAUGACUUAAUAAAAAAUCUUAUUUAUUGACUUGGUUUAAAUAUUAAAUAAUAAUCAAAAACAAAUAAAUACAAGUAAAAUAGAUUGACACACAUGGGUAACAUAUUUCAAUUAAUCUUCGACAAAUAAUGAAUUAUUUCAUUUUCAAUGUAAAUCGUUGUUUUUUAAUAUAUUGAUAUGAUAUAUUAUUUAUAUUUUGUUAACAACAUCAUAAUCAUAAUUUUCUAUCAAGUUUAUUAAAGACACUUAAAAUUAUAAUUAAAUAUUCAAAUUUGUUUUUCAUUUAUUAUUAAUUUAAACUCAAAUUGAAUUUAUAGAAAAAACUUGUGUUAGUCAAGAAUUACAAACAGAUAAAUAUUGAGAAAAAAAAAUGAAAAAAUUUUUUUUACUUUUGUUUUUUUCUCAAACAAUAGUUUAUUCAACAAAUCAACGUUCAUAUUUUUUAAAUUAAUGAACAACAAUAUAUUUUAGUAAAUAAAAUAAAUGAUGAAUUCAAUUCAACAUCAAUGAUUAAUAAUAAAAAACAAACAUCCACUAUUAAACUUGUUAAUUAUUUAGAUAUUUUUUCUGAUUAUAUAUACAUGACUCAAUAUAUAUUGAUCAUAAAUCAUCUAUUAGUGUUAAAUCUACUAUACUAACAUGUCUCUCCAAUGUUUAUCAACAAUUUAGUCCAAUUGGUUAUUGACUACUGAAAAUAUUUUUUAAUUCUUAUUUGACGCUUUUUUUUGUUCUAAAGUUUCACUUAAAUAAAAUAGAUCUAUUUUAUGAUCGAAAAUUAUUUCCAAUAUUGUAACAGUAGGAGAAUUUAAGUGAAUGGAAUCAAUCUGGUCAAUGAGUUUGUGAUAAAGUUUAGUUGAUGUCGCAUCAAUUGGUUAAAUAGUCAAAGUUAUCUAAUAGAUAUGAAAAUUUUAUUAAUAAAUUAUUAAAACAAAACUAUAUGAAUCAUAUUUAUUGAAAUUUAAAAAUUUAAGAAUGAAGAUUUUUCGAUAUUUGAUUUCAUUAUCUGUAGUUCUAUUCUUACUUUUAAUUUGUUUUUUGAAACAAGCAAAAGACAAGAAUAUUAUUAGAUUCGAAAGUAUAUCAAUUAGAGCAUUUUAUUGAAAUAGGUUAGAAAUACUAAACUUUUUAGAGACCAAAGACUAUUUAUACAUCCAAGAUUGAAAAUAUAGAAUCACACAAUUAUCUAAAAAAACUUUCUAAGUCGAAAUUUAAGAUAUGAGAUCAAUUGUAUUCUCUAAAGAGUCUUAACAUAUCUUUUAUCAUUAUGUGAAUACGGUUAGUUACAUUUACGCGGUGUAUAUGCAAAUAUACUUGCUAAAUUAAUUCAAACAACAAUUCAUCUAUAAAACUAUUCUUAUUAUUAAAUUCUUUUAUUAAUCAAUGUUGACUUGUAUCAACUGAUUCCCAAGACAAUUCAAUAUUAGAUUCGAAUAUUUAUUGUCUCUAACUUUUUAUUAAAAAAAAUUUUCUUUUGUUUUAAAACAUAUUCAAUUAUAUAUAUUCGAUGAAUUAUUUUCUAUACUUCUAUUAUAUUUUAAUAAUAAUAAUAAUAAUGCACGUAUUAUAUAUGUUUCAUUAAAUAUUUAACGAACAUUAUUAAUUUAAAGUCAUGGAUUUAUAAUUAUAGGAAUUUUAUUAUUGAAAGGUUCUAUUAAACAUAAUACAAUUUUCUGUAUAUUUUAUAAAAUAGAUAAAACAAGUUUAUAAUAAUAAGAAUUUGUUUGUGUGUAUAUAUGAAAUAGUUUAUUCUAGCUCAAUUUAUAAAUGAUAUUGAUUUUUGAAUAUUAAUUUAUAUUGAAAAACAACAACAAUUAAAAUAAAAUUAACCUGAUAUCAUUGGCGUAACCAGUAUUUACAAGUACCAUGAAUCUCUGGUUAAUAGUGUGCUGAUAUAAGCACUCGCUCUAUCUUAAUUAAUGUACAUAACGACUCUUUUCUCUAUACACACUGAUAAUAUCUAUUAUGUGUUCAAAUUCAUCUAUCCUGUUUGACAUGUGUCUCUCUUCCUUUUUGUCGUGUUCUCU
This is a messenger RNA of Rotaria sp. Silwood2, 4073 nucleotides long. The record is from the annotation of a GenBank genome assembly. NCBI's taxonomy places the organism in Eukaryota, Metazoa, Rotifera, Eurotatoria, Philodinida, Philodinidae.